This is a messenger RNA of Zophobas morio, 960 nucleotides long. RefSeq lists its product as uncharacterized. Lineage: Eukaryota; Metazoa; Arthropoda; Insecta; Coleoptera; Tenebrionidae. The coding region runs from base 1 to 960 and encodes 319 amino acids. The record is from RefSeq and is a predicted model, not a curated record. The transcript is spliced from 5 exons.
AUGUUCGCAAAAGUCGCCCUAUUUUCGCUUUUCUUCGCAGUUUUAAUGAUAAGAACAACCCUGCAAAGUUUAGAGAAUGAUAUAUCGGCACGAAUCAACGACACCGGCAAAACUUUGUCACGGAAAAGACGAUACUUAAUUUUUCCUGAAGGCAGCUCUCUGCAACUAGUUUUCUGUUUUACUACGCCUUCCAUUGGUAUGGGUCAAAUUUUCACUGUGGGUUCCACUGUAGCGUUGGCAUGGGAGUUACCGCACGAUCCUUUUGUGCCCUUUAGAAGACAGUCGGAACUCCUGCAUCGUAUUGACAAGCCCGAAAAGCACACAUCCGGUGGCUGGACGUUACAAAAUACCAAAUCACCAACGUCUGUCACUUACACGAAAACCUAUUACAAUCCAUUUCUCAUCAAUAAACCACCAGCAAUUGGUUACACCACCAUCAAAGGAUACUCUAAGCUAAGCGCGACAAAUCAGGGUUUUACAAGUGUUCACGAUAAAAAGAAGGACAAUUAUUACAGUUCUUCAAAUCCGAUGUCUAAUAGGAAUUACAACCAAUACAGGACAGUAAAGGGAACAAGUGUAGCUGCAAACAAUGUUCAGCAAAAGAGACGAAAAGUUCACAGUGAACCUGUUACAACUUAUUUGCAUCCUGUUUACCAUAAAGUAUAUAGGAGGACACGAAGGGAUUUGUAUACAAAAAUUGAAAAAUUGUUUACUGGACUAAGUAAGGAUGGCAGAUCUUGUUUACUAAAGGCCGUUUGCGAAGUCAGCAAAGCAACCAUAGAACGGGGCACCUUUAUGGAAGAAAUUAUUAAAGCUAUCUUUAGUGUGAGACAUCACGAAGAUGAAGGUUACGAAGAAAAAGACGAGUACGAUUUGGCCGCAAACAAACAACAUAAUUGCACUGAAAUGUAUCCAACAUGUGACAACUCAAUCUGGAGCAACAUGUUUUCAUUUUCUUGA